CAAGCGUCGUCAGUCCCAAAUGCUCGGUUACUAGGACUUGCAUUUCUAGUACAAGAUGUUCAAAACCUUGGAGAAUGCAUUGGUAUCUGCAACAAGCAAACACAGUUCAGAUGCGUAAACUUCGACUGGGCUAAUUUUCUGUGUGAGUUAAACAAAGCUGAUGUCCAUAUUGCUCCUCAAAAUCUUAUGACUGCCAAAGGAUAUGUGUACUUGGAUAAUCCAUGGCCAAAAUUUCAUCUGGUAAGCUAGCCUACCUUGAAGUAUUCCUUAAAUUUAACCAGUAUGUGGAAAGGGAAAGAAAAAAAGCUAACAUACACAUCAAGAGCAAAAAAGAUUUAAUUAGUAAUAUUGUUACCUUUCUAGUUCAAAUCUGAUUCCGUGUCUUCCGUGAAAUUUUAUUUCGAUACCAGGCAAGAGUCUGACAAAACUAUUAUUUUAAUGUUGAAAGAAAUAAACAAAAACAAAACAAACCAAAAGAACUGAAGUUUGAACGUGAUGUUUUCCCACUACCCACCUCAACCAGCUCGGUUUUGCUACCCGUGGGUAGUGAUAAAACUAUAUGAUUAAUUUGACCAAUACAGUGACUGAAUAUUAAAUGAAUGAUCCAACGUCGGAGGGACGACACGCAUCCUACGUUUCAAAUUCGCUAGAAAAAAAAACAAGGAAUGUUCUAAUUUUAGCUUGUAGGCGUAUUGAAAAUGGUUAAUAUGUUGCUAGUAAUGAUCCCGAGACACAAAGCAAAUGCCCUUAUGAAUGAAGAAAUAAAAGAAGAGGAUAAAAUAAGAGUAAUCACGUUUUUAUGUGGCGCCAGUGUCCUAUAAUUAAGUGCAAAGACAUUUUACGUAGAGAAUUUAAAUAAUUCAGGUAUGUUUAAAACACGUGCUGUGAGUGUUUAAAACAACUUCAAAAACGGUCUCUAGAAUCCUUUGUUUUUACUUGGUAAAGCUAAAUAAUGCAUUUUCUUUUUAAAGCUGGUUGAUAAGAAUAUGUCAAACAAAAGCAGCCAAAUUAAGGAAGGUUGAUUAUGUUUAUGCAAACAUAUAGCAGCACUGAAGAAUAAUCUAAAGAGCACAGUUCAAGGGUCUAUUUGCCCUCACGUCCCCGCUGUCUUACAGACAUUUCUCUUGUAAAUAACUCAGUGUACAAGAUAAAAGAAAGUACUCGAGGAAAGUGUCACUAAAUCUUACUACAACGCGACUUACUUGUCCAUGAUAAUUUUAAUGGACUUGCGUUGUAGUGGUAAGAAGUGUCAGUUAAGACUUCGCUCAUUGAUUGGUAAAGUAAAGUAAAGAAAAACUUUAUUUACACAGGGUAGCCCAUUCAGCUCUAAGGCUGGUCUCCAUAGGGGCCCCGUAUCUUAAAAAAAAUUAAUUUACAUCAAGAAUUUUCAUGAACUAUUACAUUUAAAAGGCCUACUAAAAAUCAAGAGAGAAUGAGCAUUCUGUCUUGUAAAAAUACAAUACUAGAAUUUAAGAACUGCUUUAAAAGGCCUAAGAAUACAAUGCAAAAUCACAUUUAAAGCCUAACAUAGUAAUAAGAUAUCAAAGUUAUUAUAAAAAGAAAUGUCUUGCUCGGCGGCAGAACGUUUGAAUGUCUUCACUCUUCACAAUGUUUAAAGGGAGUUUGUUAAAAAUUUUUGCGCCAGUAAAAAGAAAUGUCCUUUUCCCAAAAUUUUGUCUAACGUUUGGUAGGGAUAGCCUCAUACUUUGCCUUGUGAAAUAAUUGUGAAUGUUCUAGAAUCUAGUAAAAUAUAAUGAAAAACAACCAGGAACUAAUGAGUGAAGACAGCAGUCUUAACUGGAGAUUAAUUGUCUUUGGUCUUUUUUUGGUUAAAUAAACUUUGUAUUACAUACUAGAAUGAGGGGUUCUGACCAAUGUGUGUGUGGAUUACUAUUUUUUUUCUUUUCAUUUUUCAUUUUAAAGCAAAUUAGCCUGACUGUUUUAUAUAAAAUUGUUUGUUGACAUUCUUUCUGUAGAACGUUCAUCCUAAUCAGCAUCCGAUAGUUUCAGUCCUACGUAACUAUGUAUCUCGCCUGAUGCUGCUGAAUUCAAAUUUCUUCCCUUAUUUUUAAGUCAGGUGAAUUUUAACGGAACGUUGCACAUGAUUAACGCCAUAUUCACACGAAUCCGGACAUUUUGUUACCCGGAUUCGCGUGGAUGGGGUCUUAAACCACUCUGGAGAACGGUUUCAAAACAAUGUGGUUUCCGUGUCCGGAUUCACUGGUUUCGUGUGAACAGAGGGCCGAUUCGUGUAAAAAAGUAUGCGGUUUCAAAAAUAUCUGGAUUCGUGUGGACGUGGCCUAAAUCCGCUCAUUCAACUGGACAAUAUGCCUUCUGAAUAGCAUGAGUGAGUUCUGGGCAGAGGCUACUUUUUCGCUGUGUGAGCUGGCUUGCGAAAAGUAGCCUCUGCAGGCAACUGAUCUACUACGCAUGACUCACGCAGUGCUCUAAACAGGUCAAGAAGAGGAAAAUCCCGCUUUUUUAAUUUAUUCGUCCGGAUUUCAGGACGGAUUUGAACGGUUGUCGGCAGAGGCUACUUUUCGCUCGACAGCUCACACAGCGCAAUUGUAGCCCCUGCUCGCAGGGCAUAAGGUCUGUUAAGCUUGCUGUAAAACCUGCGCCUUUUCACAAGUUUGAUUUGUCCUUAAAAUGCAUAUUUCGGAGAAACUAAUGUAGAUAUCUUCGGGUAGUUCAUUCCAUAGUUUCAACAUCCACCUUGUGCUAAUUAUAUUUGACUCCAAAUUUUAUGAUUCAGAGAUCAUGUGCGCAAAUUCAGCAAAUGGUUCCAAAUGCUAAAUCUGGCUACUACUGGAUUUACAUUAAACGCAAGAGGGCGCAAGUGUACUUCGACAUGGACAAUUAUGGUAGGGAUGUUUUUUUAGGAUUCAGUUAUAUGGUCUAAAGGAAUGAAGGGAUCAAAUCCAUGCAACGUUUCAUUUAUGAGAAUGCUUAAAUUCGUCUUUAUUUAGUUACGCUCACUCGAUUUGGCAUGUUACGGGCGGUUCAGGGAUGAAUGAGUUGAUGAUUUGAUCCAUAUGCUAUGUGCAAAAAUUCUGAACCUCACUCUGUCAAAUGACAGACUGAAUUAUAAGCUUUUGAAGGAUUUUAUCUUUAGGCUAGAAUACACCAAAUAUAAAUACAUUGAAGAACAGUACUGACUAGCUGUCCUUAAAAUGACGUUAUAAUCUUACUGAGAUUAACCUCUCACUGCCAAACGUGCCCAGAGUCAAAUUCAACAAAAUCCUAGCUUUAGUUUCGUCAUUAAAAAAUGCUGAAAACAAAUAGACGACACUAUAGUAGGGAGCGAAUUAUCCCUUUUUGCGGUGGAAUAAAUAAACGCCAUAGCGUCAUAGCUCUUUAUCUCAUGAAUAAAAGGCUAUUGCGUCAUCGACGUUAAUGCUUUCUUGCUCAAAGUAACGAGUAUCCAAAGCAUUUUUUCAUGAGAUCAAGACAAAAGGCUAUGACAUCAUCGGUUUUAAUUUAUUCUACUGCAAUCUAAUAAGAUUCCCCCAGAAAAAAGGAUAAUUUGGUCGUAACUAUACGACUUAGUACAAUGUCAAAGUACUGUCAAAGAGGUCAGUAUCAUUUGAAUGGAACACCAUAGGAUUUUCUCCAUAAACCCGAAAGUUAACCUUCGGAUGGACACGCAAAUUCAUUCCCCCAACGUGGUACAAGGGGACAGGGGGUUGACGGAACCCCUCCCCAGAGUUUCUGAUAUGUUGCAGUAUUUCGAAACGAUUUUGCCCUAAGUGGAAAGCCUUUAAUCUUCUCAACAAAAAAAUUUUUCGAGUUCAAAACUCGACAAGUUUUCUUUAUUUACCCAUUCCUUUCGUCGGCUGAAACUUGGAAGAUCGUUACAAAGAAGGUGUGUCAAUUUUUCUACGCUAAAGCUGACAUUUUAAGGGAGAAAAAUCCGUAUUUUGGAAAGCAUCUUUUUGCAAAACAAGAACCGAUUACGCGUGCAAGACUUCGUGGACAAGACUUUGCGACUGGCAAGAAUUUCUCUUUUAAUCAGUGCCAUACAAAGAGCUUUGCGUUUUUUCUCGGGAAAGUUAUUUUAUAAAAGCAAUAGAAAACUGUUUUCCUGUGUUUGCAUAGCCUGAUAUAAACACCUGAGGCGUUGGGAGAAUUCUCGACGGUUAUGCAAACCCUGGGCUUCGUCUCGGGUUUGCAUAACUGUCUUGAAUUCUCCCAACCACUCUCGUGUUUAUAUCAGGCUAUACAAACACGGGAAACGUUUUCUAUUGCUUAAAUAUUAUGUUCUUGUUAACGGUAAUUUUCAGGUGGAGGAUGGACGCUGGUUGUAAGCAUAAGUUCCUCUAGUAGGGAUCAUCUUUUGAAUAGAGAGGUCAACUGCUACAGUCCAACACGUUGUGUUGAGUUCACCAACUCCCAAAUUCCUGGCAGAAAACUUUCAGACGAGAGCAUUCACGAAAUUUCCACGUACGAAGGUAAGGCAAUCUGAAUAUUAAAAUCCUUUUUGGAGCCUAACACUGAGAAUAAUUCUGACUGCAGUUUUUUAUGCCACUUAGACAACUUCCAGGAUCAUAGUUUAGUUUUAAUGCAGGGUGGCGUGGGAAAUUUUCUUCUGCUUUACUAUGCAGUUUACUGUACCUGCCUUGCCUAAUAACGAGGUCCUUUUCUCGUUAUUCUGCAUAGUUACAUUGAAUAGAAAUUUGUGUCUUUGCAGGUAGUAUCACCCUGGUCAAGUAUAACAAUACAAAAACCAAAGUCGACCGGCUUAAACUUUGACCGGACGCUUUGUUGAGACGGAACCGUUCAAAAUUUUCGCCGUGCUCAGACAGAACUGACGAAACAGUUUGCAUGAAUUAUAACUUUUUCAGUUGUUCUAUCAUCUACCCAUGCGUAGUAAAUUCACAAUGGCGCUCCCAAUUGAGUAACCACGCAAAAAAUGUGUCGUACGGUUGGCGUGGUUCCGUGUGAACAGUGAGAGAUGACCAAAGGAAGGAAAAAUGAGAGUCACACUGGAAACGAGAUUAAACUAGAAAAACUACGUAAAUUUUACUUGUCUCUUUAGGUACAUUCAGGGUCGAAAAAGUGACAGCCGGUUUCACAGCAUUUUAUCAGGUAAACCCAGAUCAUUUUUAAUGAUAAUUCUUGCUUAGAAGACAUUCAAAUUCUCAGUUAGAUGUUUUUUACCGGCUAAAUCUUAGUCAAAUUUUUAUGAAGCAUAAUGUUCUGCAUGCAUUGAUUUAUUCGAAUCGCGCUGUUUCGACCGCCUACUGCCGGUCUCCAUCAAAAGAUGGUGUCGAUUUGCUAUGCAGGACUAUUACUAGCACCUUUGUCGGUUACACGGGUAUCAGUGCACUUCCAUGGCUUAGGUGACGACGACGGCGACGUCAACGAGAACGGUAAAAAGGCUAUUAGAGAGAUUAAGAGUCACGUUUACGGCAAACAGCUGAAGUCGGAUUCAAGUUGAUGGUUUCUCAAAAUAGAAAAUAAGCAGAUAAAAGCCGUCCAGAACAAUUCGUAUGGAUAAAACUGGCGUGAAACUACUUAUUUUUGAGCAGAGGUAAUAAAAAGUAAACGACAAUUAUGGAGAAAACCUGGUCACGUAGUACAAAUUCACGCUUUUUUGCACAUUUCUUUGCCGUCACUGCACGACUACGACGUUAAAAUGUCUAAUUUCACGUUUUGUAAAGGACGUGAAAACAAGACAACGACUUCCCUUUUUCCCCUGAACUUGAUACAGUCUCUUAGAAUUCAACUCCAGGAAAAAUUGCCAUAAAAAAGGAUUUAAACGGGAUGGAAUAAGCGUGAUAAAGUAUGAAGCAGCGCAACUUCACUUUUUAGGGGACGUUUUUCGUAUCCCUUGCCGUCAACAACAACAACAACAACAACAACAAAACCUUUAUUAUAGUGUCUUAAAUAUUUAGCUUAGUAGCUAAUUGGGGACACUGUAAUAAAAAUACUUAAGUGUUAUUGUCAGAAAAAACCGGGCAAUAGCAAAAGAUCGACGUCGGCCGUUUACCUUCAUGUUUUCACAGUAUGAAAGCUAUCUGAAAAGAUGAACAACCAUGGCAUUUGGAGAAGUAGCCGUUCGAUUUUCUUCGAGAUAUCACUAUUUCGAGAUUUUGGGACCUCCGGCGACCUAAAAAAGCACAAAUUUUGGCUAACUUUGGGUGAAGUUAAAACAUAGUUGGCCAAACUCCCAAUAGUUCUUAUAUUUUUUCCAUAACACCUAUCGCUUCGUUAGUCGACUGGAAUAUGUUAAACUUCCUUUGCUUAAAUACUCUAUUUUUUACCUGGUGCUAAAAAUCGCUCCUGAAUCGUUAAUGAGCGUCACCCAAAUUUCAGUCAUUUUCAGUUGACUGUUUUACCGAGAUGCGGCAGUUUAUUUCAAAAGUAAAAUCAUUUCUAGAUGGCUUAUUGUGCUGUUAUCAAAAUCCAGUUUGUUUAAAAUUGGUAUCUAGCAGCAAAAUGGAGAAAAUGGCAUGCGAAAGUACAAUAAUAAACGUCAAGUAUUAAUAUUUCCCGCCAAAUUUUAUAGCGCCACGUUUCGUUUUACUGUGAUUGUGGUUCGUAAAUGUCUUAAAAUAGAUUUUUACGACUUCAGAAGAGAUAAUUGAAAACUUUUAUAUCCCUAAUUACAAGGAAAAACAUCAUAAAUCAUCGUAUUGAUAAUAAUCUUUUUAAUAAGCAAGCGAAAUCUUCAAAAAACGAAGCCCAUUUUUCCCGCGAAAGUUUUAAUUUAUUUGUCACGCAGUACAGUAAAGCCGGACUGUAUUCUCAGUUCUGAGCUUUUGACGUUGGCCAGAAAACAAACUUAAAUCAAAUAAUACCAAGAAAAUUCAGAAUUAUCCUAAUUAAAUUACUUCAUAGAGACACCCUGUUUCCAUCGAACGUUAGAGUUGUCACGAAUUUAACGAUCGGACGUCACGACAGGUUGAAAACAGAUCAAAAGAUGAAUUGUUCAUUCAGAUCGGAGGAAUCGCCAUGUGGCUUGCGUGGAGUUGGUACGGUUAUUCUGCCGUUACUUGCCUGCAAAAGAGAUAUUACCUUUCCUCUUCUUAGUCUGAAAAUCAGCGUAAAACGUGGUAGAGGAAGCACCGAGGUCAGCGAAACAGAGUUAAUUUUAAACCGUGCAGGUCUUUUGGGUGCUGUUAGCAAUGACGAAAUGCAGACCAUGACAAUCUGUCCCAAGCAUAGGCUGGAUCUUACGACUAUCUGGCUGGGUCGUAAAGUCGAAAUAUGUUGUUAUCCAGACCAUGAAGGUACCAAGAGAGGACUUAAACUCCCUAGACGUGUAAACGCUGAUAUGUCAGCGGAAAUCUUUGUUUUAUUCAAUGCUGUGGCUCCUAUUGGCUCAGGUUAGUGUAAUGCAUUCAUUUUUACAGAUUUUCUUUUUUAGCUUAAAGUAGUUCCCACGAUUUGCAUCAAAAGGGUGGAACACGAACGCCCGUAAGCAAGUAUUUGCGACAGAUUGCAGUUUCCCAUGACUGAUGCUUUACUCCGAAAAAGGGUGGUUUCAUUGUGUCCAAACCGCGUGUACCGAGUGAUAAAGACACCUUAUUGCCAUCAAGCCAAAGGGGAAAAUCAUACUUAAGCCCCGCUAAAAUAUUUUUUCUUACCUUGAACUCUAAUUUUACUGACAACAUAAACUUUGCGUGCAAAGCUAAUUGAAAGUACAAACAAACGUUUUGCUUCUAAGUUGUCGCAACACCUGUUGUAGUAAUCUGUGCCAGAAGAGCCUUUUCAUGACAACCAAAAAGUAAACUAAAUUAGUAUUGCCAGUCUCUUUUUCUUUUGCAACUGUUUUUGAUGAAAAUCCGAGGGUUCGUAAAAACGAAAGUGAACGUACGCAAAGGGCAAACAUAAUUAGAUUACAGUUUCUCCACAGCUGACACUCUUUUUACUUAUAUAUUCACAAAUGAGGCAUAACAGAAAAAAGGAUAUGAAAAAAAAAAAAUACAGCAAGUUGUUCAACAGGAUAAAAAAGUAUUAACCCAGGAUAGAUUAGUAUUGCAGUUUUACAGAAAUUAACAAAAGGUUUAUUUGUUAUAUACUGAAAUAUGGCCUUAGAAAUGGUAAUAAAAUCAAUUACCGUGAAGUAAACGCAAAAAAGUUACAACAGAGAAAUAGUCUAGUCGGAAGGCAGGGUACCCAUGCACCCCUAGGAUAUAUUUUUCUAACUUACAUUUUUGUAAUCCUCAAGAUGUCUUGAAAAAGAAAUUCUAUGUUCCCAUCGCGAAACAUUGUCCCAAGGCCUUUUUUUAGUGCUCUUUGUGGCGGCCAUCUUGGCAGCCAUCUUGGUUUUCAAAUGAAAGUUAAUUGCGGACAAUUAGUUUAUCAAAAGAGGCAAAUAACUUUUAUUUGCGUAUACUUUUACUAUAACGAAUACCUUUAAAGUAUAUACGUCCUUUUUUUGACAAAUUAAAUAAAUUUGAAGUAAACAGUGAAAACAAAUUAAGUAUGAUUUACGCUCAGAAUAAAGAACUUAACAUUAUAUUCAACUCAGUUUUCUAUGAUUACCUCUAUUAAUUUUUCCAUUUUAAAAAAGGGCAACCACAGAUUAAAAAGAAUCUUAUAAAGUCCAGAAUUGGAUCAAAGCGAAAAUACUAUUAAAUAAGUCACCCUAUUGCCUUCUUAAAUCAGACUAUGCUUCUAGUACAACAAUCCUAAUGUGAAACAGGCCAAGCAGCACAUGAACUAUUAACUGGGCCACUGUUUAAUUUACAACCUCAUUUGAAAUGGUUAUCAAAUAUGCAGGGCAUUUUUACGUAUCGCUACUUCUUCUUUUCACUUUAACUUUUAUUCUACACGCCUGUAUAUAAAACCGAAAAAAAAUAUAUGUGAAAAUUUGGAUAGUUUGUACUUAAACUGCGAUUUCAUUUUGAUACUAAUUAAAAAUGCGUUAAGUCAUAUUUUCAUAUUAUUUUAAGAAAGAUUUGAACUAUGUUUUGCACUUUUAAGAGUCUAAAUCGUUAAAAAAAAAUCACUGUUAGAAUUUUAAGAGAUGAAACGCAAAGGGAAUAACGCUAACAGACAAGACUUUCUUCACAAGCGGCCCGCUCUUCGCCGUAUUUUACAUCCGAGUGACAUUCAUCAUGGCGAUUUCACAGCACUCAGUAAUGUCAAGGGAUCUGUUACUGAGAAGCUUUCCUUGAAUUACAUGAAGUUCGUGACAGGCGAGUUAUGGAACCUCAUGAUUAACCGAAUCGCAUGGAAGAUGUUUGUUUGCAGAUUCCAGAGAAUCUCGAGGGUGCAAAUUUAGAAGCAAUCUGCUAUCACCUGUUACCAAAGGUUUACUAAAAGCCAGGACAAGUUGAAGUCCAGUGUGACACCUAAUACUGUAAUUUUGAAGCCACAACAACAACACGUUCCCCUCGUAAAUCAUCAUCCUCAUCUGCUCCGCAGCUGUUUCCUCCAAAUGCAUUUUCUGUGAAAAGCUUGAACUGAAAUCGUGUGGAAAAACAGAGCAAUGCAUCAAGUUCCCAGUGUUCAAGGACAAAGACGGAGCUCUAAAGGAGCCUACUGGGAAACAGAUUGAGCCUCGAGCCCUCGAGCUUGGCAAUAGUCAUCUUCAUCGCAACGGUACAAGGGGAAGAUUUGUUUGCACGAGAGGCCCGGUUUCACCCGUCCUGUCGCAGUUUAUUUAACUUGAGGUAUUUAAAUCAUCUGCGUGAUACAGCCCGAGCCACAAAAGACGUGAAAAAACCGAAACAGAUCAGGGUCAGAAGGCAUCUGCACAUCUGAAGGCAUUCACUUCCGUGCUUGAUUUUAUUUAAGAUUCCGUUAUUGAGCAGAGAAAAGUUGUGUUGCUUUCUUCUCUACGUGUUCUCUACGUCCAAGAGUUGGAGAAAAAUGUGUCCAUAUGAAGUAACUUAAUCAGGAUAAGUCUUCAUGUUGAUGGCAUUGUUUGAUUUAAGUUUGUUUUCUGGCGACCGUCUGAAAACUGAGAAUAAAGUCUGGCUUUACUCUAUUGCGUGACAAAUAAAUUAAAACUUUCGCGGGAAAAAUGGGCUUCGUGCUUUUGACAUUUUUAGUUGUUUAUUCAGGAGAUUGCUAUCAAAACGGAGAUUUACAAUGUUUAUCCUUGUCAAUAGUGAUAUAAAAGUUUUCAAUUAUCUUUUUAGUGAAGUCAUGAAAGUAUACUUUAAGAUAUCUACGAGCCACAAUCACAGUAAAACGAAACGUGGCGCUAUAAAAUUUGGCGGGAAAUAUUAAUACUUGACGCUUAUUAUUGUACCUUAGCAUGCCAUUUUUUCCAAUUUGCUGCUAGAUACCAAUUUUAAACAAACUGGAUUUUGAUAACAGCACAAUAAGCCAUCUAGAAAUGAUUUUACUUUUGAAAUAAACUGCCGCAUCUCGGUAAAACAGUCAACUGAAAAUGACUGAAAUUUGGGUGACGCUCAUUAACGAUUCAGGAGCGAUUUUUAGCACCAGGUAAAAAAUAGAGUAUUUAAGCAAAGGAAGUUUAACAUAUUCCAGUCGACUAAGGAAGCGAUAGAUGUUAUGGAUAAAAUACAAGACCUUUUGGGAGUUUGACCAAGUAUGUUUUAACUUCACCCAAAUUUGGCCAAAAUUUGUGCUUUUUGGGGUCGCCGGAGGUCCCAAAAUCUCGAAAUAGUGAUAUCUCGAAGAAAAUCAAACGGCUACUUCUCCAAAUGUCACGGUUGUUCAUCUUUUCAGAUAGCUUUCAUACUGUGAAAACAUGAAGGUAAACGGCCGACGUCGAUCUUUUGCUAUUGCCCGGUUUUUUCUGACAAUAACACUUAAAAGGAUAAAAAUAUCUAUAUAUAUUCAUAUGUAAAAGACUUGAAAAGCUAAUAAAAAUAUACAAAUUAAAAUUUACUUUUAGUCAAUUGCCUAUGAAUAUUUAUUAAAACCUAUUUCCUCUGUAAUUAAAAAUCAAAAUGAACAUAAAUGACAGUUUUCACAACUGUCCUCAAGCACGUUUGCCAAGUCUCUUCGCCUUAUAUUUCUAAUAAAAAGUUUCAAGUUAUCACUAUAUAUCAUCACUAUAUUUAUUGUUGCUUAAGUUCCCCUAUUUUUAGUGUUCUAAGUUCUCGGCCCUUGGAUGAGCUUCGUAAUCCCCUGAACCAAUAUCAACUGCCGUGUGACAAACAAUAAACGAACCCUAUCAUGGUCGAUACUGUUAAUUUUAUGUUUUAUAGAUUCCGGCAGGAGCAAGGUACUUUGAUUCUGAAUGCCGACAUUUCAGGUAAAACAUGAUAAAUUACUGCAACUCUCGUCUCACAUUACAUACUGAAGUAGGGGCACCAUUCCUGUUAUGGUUGGUUAACUGGAUUUUUUCAGGAGUAUACUUCCUCACUUUAAGCGUUGACUACGUCAGCAUUAACAAAGAUAUCGUUGGUAAAAAGAUUACUGGUACCGCAGCUGUACUAUAUAAAAAUGAAAAUUUGUUAUGAUCCAAUAUUGACAUGGCAGUUGUCAUAACAACGUAAUGACGCCACUACGUUUUUUAUGUGCCUUUGUAUUUCCUGGUACUAGGAUUUUUUUUAGAAAUCGCUUUAGGAAGUUUGUACCUCCCUUAGUUGCCUCGUUUAUGACAAAGUUUGAAAAGAUUAUGUGAGAACGUUUUGGAAAUAUUUUGAAACGGAGUUUUAAGUGUCGUAGAAAUAGUGCAUAAACAUGCUAUCGACAUAAUUGGCUAAUAUCUAAAGAAAAUGAUGUCUGGAAAUGCAGUUUCAUCUCAUAGUGGUUUGAUUCCAUUGGAACUGUGUAAGAAAAGAGAGGGGGAUUGCUUUGGCCGAUUGUGAGAAAGAAGAAUUUGAUUAACCUACGUUGGGCUGCUUUCUUUACUAUUGUUGUAUGUAAUUUGCUCCACAGUACAUACACUAACCACUUUCGCAUAUACUUGUGUGGCUUGACACUCAGCUGGUAAAAUUACUCAACAUAUCUCAGCGAUACCAUGAAGGGAUGUCAAAAAGUACCAUCAUCGACUCUCAACAUAUGGAUUUAUAACUUUAGCUAGCACCCCACGCCGACGUCCGUAGGACGUCGUCACGCGUUCCUCCCCACGAAUUACCCAAAGCUGGAAAAUGGCUCCUGAGUGGCCCUUUUCUACGGACGAAAGUGAAUGCUCUUUUCAGCAGACGUUCGUGUAGGAGGAACGCGCGAGGAAGCGUACGUGGGAGGCUAUUACAACCUAGACAUUCCAUUGUGUUUUAUAGCUGCCCUCGUAUCAUAGUGUCUCACGUGUACCCCUACCACUGGGAAUCAAACUGCAAAGGGAUACUGAAUGGUUAUCGUAUACAUCCCAGCGGCUGUCACAGAGGUAAGAAAUCAUACGUGUUAUAAAAGGCCCUGCAAAUGUAAUGCUUCAAUUUACUCCAAAACAGAACUUGCUAUAUUUAUGAGAAACGAUAUCAGUAUUGCUUAUGAUCUACCGCUGUCCAAACCUUCACACCGCCUUAUUAGCGCAGGUCACUAACCGCAGCUUUCCUUAGCUGGUUCGUUGGAUUUAAAUCCCGGCCAUACCACCAACCAAGACCUCAACCUCGUUCCCAGGGUUCUCUCCCUGGGAACGAGGUUGCCAAGACCUUCAAAAAAAUGGUAAGAUCCUGCUAGGUGUUUUUAAGAAUGUUUCCCUUAGUCAAAAUGAUGGCGUCUUUGGGCUAUGGCGUUAAGCCGUUGCUUAUUUCUUCUUCGUUCUCAUUUAUUAAUCUUAGAAGAGGAUAAAGUUAACCACGGUAAUGCAAUUCAAAAACAGAGGUGCUUUUCCGAGGUUGUGUCGUGUAACCUCUGCCUCUACUCACUUUACACAUCACACAAAUCAUGGGUUGGGCAGGCCUAGUAGCCUGCGCCGCACACACUCUAAACUCUCUGUAUAGUACGAACUAUACAUUAUGGUUUUUAAAAUAAACGAUGCUAUUGAAAAAAGAUGCGAGGGACGGCUACAACGCAGGCGACGACCCCGAGUUACCUCAUAUAUGGACUGACUACCUCAGCCUGCGGCACAAUCUAUGCAUAAAUUGUAUCAGAUUCCCCUUCUAGACAUGUAGAAUCGUAAGCCAAAAUAGGUUGUCAACACAACAUUUUAAGCCUUUUCACUAAUUAUUUUUUCUUGUCUUCCAGUUUUCGACAUGCAUGACGAUUCUGAAUGUGGAUCGCGUUGGGACUCGUCGAAAUUCGGUACGCUUGUCCAUAUAUAA
Molecule: messenger RNA, 13139 nt
Organism: Porites lobata
Lineage: Eukaryota; Metazoa; Cnidaria; Anthozoa; Scleractinia; Poritidae
Source: the annotation of a GenBank genome assembly